AUGGCAGCCGCCACCCCCUGGUCGGAGUCGGCGCUGCGGCUGAACGCGCGUGUGCUCGCCCUGGGCGGGCUGUGGCGGCCGCCCGGCUGGCGCGGCUGCGCCCUCUCCACCUGCUGGUCGCUGUACGCCUGCUGGGCGCUGUGCACGCAGCUCAGCUUCCUGGUGGCGCAGGCGCGCGCGCUCUUCCACUUCUGGGGCGACGUGGGCAAGGUCACUCACGACGUCUGCCUCAUGGUCACCGUCGUGCUCGGCCUCAUCAAGUCCUACGUCUUCUGCCGGCGCAAGGGCGACUUCUUCCGCAUCGUCAACAAGAUCGACUCGGCCAGGUCCGAGCAGAGCAAGUCGGCCGACCCGGAAGUAACGUCCAUCCUGAGCGCGUCGUACAAGUCGGCGCGCAACGUCACCCUGUACAUGACGCUGCUGGGCGGCUCGUCGCCCGCCGUCUGGGCCGUCACGCCGACCGUCAUGAGGAGACUCCACGUGGGCCCCCCAGAGCGAGAGCUGCCGGCCACCGCGUGGUACUCCAGCCGCGACACGGAGAGCCCGCUGUACGAGCUGCUCUGCGUGCUGCAGCUGUUCAGCAUGCAGUACAGCUUCUUCGCCGCCGUCUGCCUCGACCUGUUCUUCGUCUCCAUCAUUAUCCACAUCGCUGCCCAGCUGCAAGUUCUGGGCGUCAGACUGCGCCGCAUUGGAGAACUUUACGACAAGCGAUCCAACAGCUCGAGAAAUUCUCCUACAAUCCGACGACAUGCUGAGGUCGGAUCUUCCGAAAAGGAAAGCCAGUGGAUGGAUUUGUGCACCUGCGUUCGUGACCAUCAUGCUAUAAUAGAGCUAGUCAAGGAACUAGAAGGUUUGCUGAACAUUAUUAUACUGUUCCAGUUCUUGGGCGCUACAGUUGUUAUAUGUGUGACGUUGUUCCAGAGUUCAACGAAUACUGGCAACGUAAUGACAUUAUUGAAACUCCAGGCGUAUCUGAUGGUUAUUAUAUACGAAAUAUUCAUCUACUGCUGGUACGCUGAUGACAUACUAUAUCAGAGCUCCCAGCUGGCGGUGGGCGCCUACUCGUGCUGCUGGCUGGACUCCACCCCCAGGCUGAGGCGCGCCCUCGUGCUGGUACUGUGCAGGGCGCAGAGGCCGCUGGGGCUCACCGCCGGCAAGUUCUACCACAUCUCCCGCGCCACCUUUGUACGGCUCAUCAGCGCAUCAUACUCAUACUACGCUCUUCUCAACCAAAUGAACGACAAAUAGCCGUCUCACCACACAC
Messenger RNA from Schistocerca gregaria, 1264 nucleotides. RefSeq names its product odorant receptor Or2-like. The coding region runs from base 1 to 1248 and encodes 415 amino acids. The transcript is spliced from 5 exons. NCBI's taxonomy places the organism in Eukaryota, Metazoa, Arthropoda, Insecta, Orthoptera, Acrididae. Gene Ontology annotation, biological process: detection of chemical stimulus involved in sensory perception of smell; sensory perception of smell. Gene Ontology annotation, cellular component: plasma membrane. The record is from RefSeq and is a predicted model, not a curated record. Gene Ontology annotation, molecular function: odorant binding; olfactory receptor activity.